CACGGUGAAGCAAGUAACCCUAAUGCUAUGCUAUAUGAUUUUCUGAACGUUCUCACGACACGCCUACUCAUUGCACUCUUCGAUCGCAACUCUCUUUUUCUUCCAAAAGGGAAAACGAAUCUCAAACUUCACAAGUGUUUGAGGCGCCAUGGCGGAUCGGUUGACGCGUAUUGCCAUCGUCAGCAACGACAGGUGCAAGCCCAAAAAGUGCCGCCAGGAGUGCAAGAAGAGUUGCCCCGUCGUCAGAACCGGGAGGUUGUGUAUUGAGGUUACUUCCUCGUCCAAGAUUGCUUUCAUUUCGGAGGAAUUGUGUAUUGGAUGCGGUAUUUGUGUUAAGAAAUGUCCUUUUGAAGCUAUUCAGAUUAUCAACUUGCCGAAGGACUUGGACAGGGAUACUACUCAUAGAUAUGGUCCUAAUACUUUUAAGCUGCAUAGGUUGCCGGUUCCGAGGCCCGGGCAGGUGCUUGGGUUGGUUGGGACUAAUGGGAUUGGGAAGUCCACCGCUCUUAAAGUUUUGGCCGGGAAACUGAAGCCGAACUUGGGUCGAUUCACUAAUCCCCCUGAUUGGCAGGAAAUUUUGACCUAUUUUCGAGGAUCUGAACUGCAGAAUUAUUUUACUCGGAUUCUAGAGGAUGAUUUGAAGGCUAUCAUCAAGCCUCAGUAUGUUGACCAUAUUCCAAAAGCUGUGCAAGGGAAUGUGGGGCAGGUGCUAGACCAGAAAGAUGAGAGAGAGAAGAAGGAGGAGCUUUGUGCUGAUCUUGAGCUUAAUCAAGUUAUAGAUCGUAAUGUUGGUGAUCUUUCGGGUGGUGAGCUCCAAAGGUUUGCCAUUGCGGUUGUUGCGAUCCAGAAUGCUGAGAUAUACAUGUUUGAUGAACCUUCUAGUUAUCUUGAUGUGAAACAGAGGCUGAAAGCUGCCCAAGUUAUUCGAUCAUUGCUUAGGCCUAAUAGCUAUGUAAUUGUUGUUGAGCAUGAUCUUAGUGUCUUGGACUACUUAUCGGACUUUAUUUGCUGUCUAUAUGGUAAACCUGGUGCAUAUGGAGUGGUGACACUUCCUUUCUCAGUCAGAGAAGGAAUUAACAUUUUCUUGGCUGGCUUUGUUCCAACAGAAAAUCUUAGGUUCCGUGAUGACUCACUCACCUUCAAGGUUGCUGAGACUCCACAGGAAACUGCUGAGGAAGCUCAGACAUAUGCUCGAUACAAAUACCCAACCAUGAGCAAAACUCAAGGCAAUUUUAGACUUCGUGUAGCUGAAGGAGAAUUUACUGAUUCUCAGAUUAUUGUGAUGCUGGGUGAGAAUGGGACAGGAAAGACGACAUUUAUUCGAAUGCUGGCUGGUUUAUUGAAACCUGACACCAUAGAAGGUGGAUCUGAGGUGGAGAUGCCUGAAUUUAAUGUUUCAUACAAGCCUCAGAAGAUUAGCCCGAAGUUCCAAUCAACUGUUAGGCACUUGCUACAUCAAAAAAUACGUGAUGCAUAUACUCAUCCCCAGUUUGUGUCAGAUGUGAUGAAGCCACUUCUUAUUGAACAGUUAAUGGACCAAGAAGUUGUGAAUCUUUCUGGUGGAGAGUUGCAGAGAGUUGCUCUGUGUCUCUGUCUUGGAAAGCCUGCAGACAUCUAUCUGAUAGAUGAGCCAAGUGCGUAUCUAGAUUCUGAACAGCGAAUUAUUGCUGCCAAAGUCAUUAAGAGGUUUAUUCUUCAUGCAAAGAAAACGGCUUUUGUCGUUGAGCAUGAUUUCAUCAUGGCAACAUAUCUUGCAGACAGAGUUAUUGUUUAUGAGGGCCAACCAUCAAUUGACUGUAUUGCAAAUACUCCGCAAUCAUUGUUGUCUGGGAUGAACCUUUUCUUAUCACAUCUUGAUAUCACAUUUAGAAGGGACCCAACUAAUUUUCGCCCAAGGAUCAACAAACUUGAUUCAACCAAGGACAGAGAACAAAAGUCUGCCGGGUCUUAUUAUUACCUUGAUGACUGAGUUCAUACUUUGGGGCUGUUCUUUCACCAACACAACCUUGCAUCUGUUUGAGCUUUUCAUGGGAUCUCAGAUUUGGUUCAGUUCAUGCCUUGAAAUAUAAGAUUGCCAUUUUUGCCGAUGAAAGCAUCUUUCUCAAUGAAUAGAGGAGCCUGCAUGCAAUUGCAAGCCCUAUGUUGGUUGGUGCAUUUUGUAUAUUUACCCUUAUAUUUAGUGCAGUUACUCAUCACCAGGUUUGCUACGACUUGGGUGGGUGAAUCUGAAUAUUACAUGAGUUUAUAUUGGUCAUGGUUUUCAUUCGAUGUCCUAAGUCCAGAGGAACAUUCAUAAUGUCAGACUGAGUUUAUCGCCAAUUUCAGUUGAGUAUGUAACGAAGUUUACGUUCAUUCCAUGUUACUUAAUUUAGAUAGAUGUCUUCUGUUUGGAAUAUGUUGUCGUUGAGGCUGAUAUCUUCGUGGAUAUAUAUCAUUACAUUUUUUAGAUGAAAUUGCGGCUAUUAUGUGAUUUUAUU
Messenger RNA from Glycine soja, 2477 nucleotides. Its product is annotated as ABC transporter E family member 2. Gene Ontology annotation, molecular function: ATP hydrolysis activity; ATP binding; iron ion binding. Gene Ontology annotation, biological process: translational termination; ribosomal subunit export from nucleus; translational initiation. The coding region runs from base 149 to 1969 and encodes 606 amino acids. The record is from RefSeq and is a predicted model, not a curated record. Lineage: Eukaryota; Viridiplantae; Streptophyta; Magnoliopsida; Fabales; Fabaceae. The transcript is spliced from 12 exons.